This is a messenger RNA of Protopolystoma xenopodis, 624 nucleotides long. NCBI's taxonomy places the organism in Eukaryota, Metazoa, Platyhelminthes, Monogenea, Polystomatidea, Polystomatidae. The record is from the annotation of a GenBank genome assembly.
AUGCAUCCGCAGGAAGUGAACAAUAAACAAACGAAUGGCUACAGUGAUUCAGAGUCGACGAAGAUUGCUUUGAUACUUCCAGCCUUUGAAUUAAGAAGUGAGAGUAUCACAAAGUCGGAUUGUGGAAGUGACACUCGAGGGUGCCAGAAUCGGCACCACAUUGAAGGAGCCCAGACUCCAUCUAUUCCUUCGAAAUCACUUGAAAAUCACAAACAAGAUGAUGUACACAGACAGGCUAGACAAGAAAGGAUUUCCAAUCCUAGACCUGAAGCUUAUCUUCGAAACUUGCAAAAUUCUAUUGAAUCUGGUGACAGAACAGUUGAUAAAAGUAUUGAGGCUGUCGAAGAGUAUAAUCAAAUAGAGUCGGAAAAAAGUGAAACGUCCAUAAAAGUCAGCACUCAAAGCUUUGCAAGGGCACUUCGAGAAACAGAGGGUGAAGGGACGCAUAAUUUGUCAUUUCUGGCCAGUAAAUCGGAUUUAUUGGAGGCAAUCUCUUCGGGAAAAGUUGAGCAAUUUCUCCUGAGGAGGUGGCCAAUGGGACAUGCUCCGACCAACUAUUCCCGAUGGAUGGGCUCACAACAAGCGUAUGAAGUGAGUCACUGUUCUGUGGCGCUUGCAUUUUAA